This is a messenger RNA of Elaeis guineensis (African oil palm), 2906 nucleotides long. RefSeq lists its product as uncharacterized. Gene Ontology annotation, cellular component: cytoplasm. Gene Ontology annotation, molecular function: cyclosporin A binding; peptidyl-prolyl cis-trans isomerase activity. The record is from RefSeq and is a predicted model, not a curated record. NCBI's taxonomy places the organism in Eukaryota, Viridiplantae, Streptophyta, Magnoliopsida, Arecales, Arecaceae. Gene Ontology annotation, biological process: protein folding; protein peptidyl-prolyl isomerization.
GGGCGAGGAGGCCUACGGCGCUUAGGUUUUAUUUCACUGGGUCGCUUGCUUUAUCUUCCCUCAUUUCUUCUGUGGUCGAGCAGCAGCAGCUGCUAUCAGCAUCGCUUUGUUCGUCUUCUCUCCUCACCGAGCUGCAGAUCAAAUCUUUAUUGCUUGGUUCUUGAUUCGCCAAGGUUGAAAUGGCCAAAACAAAGAACCCAACCGUCUUCUUGGACGUGGCUAUUGGUGGGGGUCCUGCAGAAAGGAUGGUCUUUGAGUUAUUUGCCGACAUUGUUCCCAAGACCGCUGAAAACUUUCGUGCACUCUGCACAGGUGAGAAAGGAGUUGGAUCCACAACUGGGAAGCCUUUGCAUUACAGGGGAUCUAUCUUUCAUCGCAUUAUCAAAGGGUUCAUGGCACAAGGCGGUGACUUUUCGAAGCGAGAUGGAACAGGUGGAGAGAGCAUAUAUGGUGGAAAAUUUCCAGAUGAAAAUUUCAUUCUGCGCCAUGAUGGUCCUGGUCUUCUAUCUAUGGCAAAUGCUGGUCGUGACACUAAUGGCUCCCAGUUCUUUAUUACUUUCAAGGCUGCUCCCCAUCUUGAUGGGAAACAUGUUGUUUUUGGGAAGCUUAGAUCUGGAGAAGAAAGUUUGAGGAACAUAGAGCAUGUUGAAGUUGAUGGUUCCAAACCUGUUGUUCCAGUUAAGAUUACUAACUGUGGUGAAUUUAAUGCCAGUAAAGACCAUGGAGCAGUUAUGCUGGAGAAUGACAAAAAGAAAGUUGCUAAAUCGAAAUCAGUGAAGGAUUUCUCUUCUGAUGAUGAUAGCCAUGAAGGACGCCGUAGGGGACGUCACAAGAAAUCUUCUAAAGGAAGGAGGAAGAAAAGGAGAAGAAGAUAUUAUUCAUCAGAAUCAGAUAGCUCAUCGGAUACAGAAACUGAAUCUUCAGAGUCAGACAGUGAUUCUGAUUUUUAUUCAUCGUCAUCUGAUAUCAGCAGUUCAAGUGAUGACAGGCGGCGGCGAAGGAAGAAGUACUCUAGGCGAGACAAAUACAAGCGUGGGAAAAGGAAGAGGGAUAGGAGGCGAGAUAAAAGGCGUAGAAGGCGUGAUAAAAAAUCGAGGCGCAAGUUAAGAAGGGUAUCUGAGAGCGACACAGAAACUGAGAGUACAAGUGGGGGCAGCCCUGAUGAUGUUGGAGAAAACAAACAACACCGAAUGCGGAAGUCAAAAGUAUCCUCUCAGAUUUCUGUUGAAGACCUUCCACCACCAGAUGCGGAGAAGGAAACUAUUGCAAAUUGGACAAAAGAGGGUGAAACAAUUGAGAUGCGUGCAGGAGAAGCAGCCAAAUCCCCAAGAGAAAAUGGGGAGAUGCGGAGCAAUGGCAUCACAGAACCAAAAUCAGACAGAGAUGAUGAGAAUAGGCUGCUAGUUGCAGAUGGCAAGCCACACAAAUCUAGGAGCCAAAGUGUGAGUGCUAACCAGUCCAUGAGCAAGAGUAUGAGUAUCAGCCCCGGACGGAGUCAAAGCAAAAGCCAGAGUGUCAGCCCUAGAAGGUCUGUGAGCAGGAGCCCUCCACGAAGUCUUAGUAGAAGCCCUGUUCAUGCACAGCGAAGGAGUAGUCUAAGUCCAGCUAGAAGAAGUUUCAGCAGAAGCCCAGUUAGAAGUGUUGGCAGGAGUCCAGUUAGAAGGGUUAGCAGGAGUCCAGUGGCCAAAAGCCGGAGAAGCAUAAGCAGAAGCCCAAUUAAAGUUCGUCCGAGAAGCUUCAGCAGAAGUUCAGGUAGAUCCCUGCCUCGAAGAAGUCCUAGUAGGAGCCUGGAGGGGGCUUCUAGGCGAAGAAGCAUAAGCAGAAGCCCUGUCAGGGAGAAACAAAGGAGCAUUAGUCGAAGCUCAGCAAGGCCUCUAGCACGGAGAAGUCCCAGCAGGAGUCCAAUAAGGCCUCCCAGGAGAAGAAGUAGAAGCCCUGCACGGGAUGCACGAAGGAGCCGCAGCAGAAGCCCUGUAAGGUCAACCCGUAAAAGCAGAAGCCGAAGUCCUGUAAGGUCUCGAUCACGAAGAAGCAUCAGCAGAAGCCCGAUGAGUCUUGUUCGCAGGGCAUUAUCACCACCAUCUAACCAUGGUAGAAGUUUGUCAAGAAGUGCUUCCCCAGAUGGUUCACCAAAGCGCAUCAGAAGGGGUCGAGGUUUCAGCGAUAAGUACUCGUAUGCUAGAAGAUACCGGACCCCUUCUCCUGACCGUUCUCCUGUUAGAUCUCAUCGCUAUGGUGGUAGAGGUGAUCGUGAUAGGUAUUCUAGCUACAGAAGCUUCCGUGACCGUACGCCCCCGAGACGAUAUAGGAGCCCUCCAAGAGGAAGAACACCUACCAGGUACAGAAGCAGGAGGAGCCGCACUCGGAGUAUUUCACGUAGCCCAGUUGGUUACCGUGGCCGGGCAAAAGGUGGCUAUAGUAGGAGCCCAGCCCGCAGUCGUUCACCUGCUGCUGAGAGAGUAAGUUCCCGUGGUGCACGAGAUGGGGCCCGUUUUGAGAAGCGUAGGUCAAUUUCCAGGAGCAGAAGCCCAUCUGGAUCGCGCUCCAGGUCGCCAUCCAGAUCCAGGUCCAGGUCUCGGUCAUCCCCUGAUACUCCCUCUCCAAAGCGCGUGAGCAAGGAGAUGUCAAGGUCACCAUCCUCCAGUUCUGGUGGGAGGAAAGGCUUGGUUUCAUAUGGAGAUGGGUCACCUGAUUCUGGUGGCAAGUAGGGAACGAAAUUUUUAUGAGCUUACACAGUUUAUUAGAUCAGGAUGUCUUAGCUGAGUAUUAUUUUGGUGCCAAGUAUGUUCAAAAAAAAAAAGUUUUCGUCGGGAUUUGUUUUGUCGUGCUCUGAUGGAUCUAUCAUAUACUUCAUAAGCUACCGUUUAUGUUCUAUAAUAUGUUGGGAGCUUGAAUUUAUAAACAUA